Messenger RNA from Closterium sp. NIES-65, 1503 nucleotides. NCBI's taxonomy places the organism in Eukaryota, Viridiplantae, Streptophyta, Zygnematophyceae, Desmidiales, Closteriaceae. The record is from the annotation of a GenBank genome assembly.
AUGUUAGUCCUCCCAUACGACUCGCAUAUACCACUCUCGCCCUUGCAGCGUGCAGCAGUGGCUGUGGGGGCGUCAAUAGGAGCUCUGGCCAUCCCUGCGCGGGCGGAUCUGAAACCCAAAUACAAAUUCCCGCCCGCCUUCACCGCCCCAUCCCCUGUUCCUGUUCCACCCUCCAGGCCCCCUAUACAACUCGCACGUCCCCCUCUCCUCCUUCCACCGCGCAGCAGUGGCUGUGGGAGCGUCAGUGGGAGCUCUCGCCAACCGUGUCCGGGCCUUCAUACAACCCCUUGCUCCCUCUCCUGUCCCUGCCCACACCGUUCCCCGGCUUCCCUCCAUCCCCCCCAUACGACUCGCAUAUACCUCUUUCGCCGCUCCAACGAGCAGCAGUGGCUGUGGGAGCGUCAGUGGGAGCUCUGGCCAUCCCUGCCCGUGCCUUUACAUACUCUCUUCUCUCUCGCCCUGCCCGUGCCUUUACAUACUCUCUUCUCUCUCGCCCUGCCCGUGCCUUUACAUACUCUCUUCUCUCUCGCCCUGCCCCUCUCCCUGCCCCUCUCCCUCCCAGCCCCCCUAUACGACUCGCACAUACCCUUGUCCCCUCUCCAAAGAGCAGCAGUCGCCAUAGGGGCGUCAGUGGGAGCGCUGGCCAACCCUGCCCGGGCGGAUCUGGUGGCGGCUGUGGGGGAGACGACUGGGGGGAUGGCGCUGGGACGAAUUAGGGAGCGAAUGAGAACGACAGAGGAGGGCAGGGCCAUACUGGAGGAGAAACCCCGGGUGACAGACACCACACUGCAGGCAGCAGAGCAGUGCGGCAGAGGCACCUUCGGAGCAGCAUACGCUCACUUCAUGCGCUCUCGUCGUUUUGAGCCCCACGAACGUCCCCCUGUGCGCUUCAUUGACGACCCUGAGCUGGCCUACGUGGCCACACGCACACAGGCGGCCUCUCUCGUGGUUUGCCGCUUCGAGCGCCACGAACUGCCGCCGGUGUGCUUCAUCGACGACCGUGAGCUGGCCUACGUGGCCACACGGCUAAGGGAGGUGCACGACUUUUGGCAUACCAUAUUCGCCCUCCCCACCACCGUCUCUGGAGAACUAGCCCUCAAGCUCAUCGAGUUCACCCAAACUGGCCUCCCCAUGUGCCUCCUCGCCUCCCUAGGCGCACCUAUCCGCCUCUCCCCCGCCCGCCGCUCCCUCCUCCUCUCCUCCAUCUACCCCUGGGCGCUGGGCGCUGGUAUCAGAGCGGUGCCACUAGCGGGGAUCUACUAUGAGAGACGGUUUGGGGAGGACCUGAGUGAUUUGAGGCUGGAAGCGGUGCAACUACUGGGGAUCUACUAUGAGAGACGGUUUGGGGAGGACCUGAGUGAUUUGAGAUUGGAAGCGGUGCCACUACUGGGGAUCUACUAUGAGAGACGGUUUGGGGAGGACCUGAGUGAUUUGAGGCUGGAGUGGAAAAUCGCCCCUGUUCCACCGCGGUUCUUUGAAAGGAAAAGUGCUGCUGCGAGCUAG